AUGUUUACUAAAGUUGCUACAAGAUCCUUUUCUUCCUCUGCUGCGUCAGCAUACAAAGUUACUGUAUUAGGAGCUAACGGUGGAAUUGGCCAACCAUUGUCGUUAUUAUUAAAAUUGAACCACAAGGUCACCGAAUUGUCCUUGUAUGAUUUGAAAGGUGCUCCAGGUGUUGCCGCUGAUGUUUCUCACAUCCCAACCAACUCUGUUGUAAAAGGAUACAAUCCAGACAGCUUAGAACAAGCUUUGACUGGAUCUGACGUUGUCGUUAUCCCAGCCGGUGUUCCAAGAAAACCAGGUAUGACAAGAGAUGAUUUGUUCAACACCAAUGCUUCAAUUGUUAGAGAUUUAGCUAAGUCUGUUGCUGACUUUUCUCCAAAUGCUGCCGUCUGUAUCAUUUCGAACCCUGUUAACUCGACUGUGCCAAUUGUUGCUGAAGUUUUGAAGUCAAAGGGAACAUACAACCCUAAGAAAUUAUUUGGUGUUACUACCUUAGAUGUUUUAAGGUCUUCUAGAUUUAUUUCUGAAGUCGUAGGCACUAACCCUGUUAACGAAAAGGUUACUGUUGUCGGAGGUCACUCAGGUGUAACUAUUGUUCCAUUGCUUUCUCAGACCAAGCAUAAAGAUUUACCAGAAGAUAAGAGAGAUGCUUUAAUUCACAGAAUCCAAUUCGGUGGUGACGAAGUUGUCCAGGCUAAGAAUGGUGCUGGUUCUGCUACUUUGUCCAUGGCUCAAGCUGGUGCAAGAUUCGCUGGCCAUGUCUUGGACGGUUUAGCAGGUGAACAAGAUGUCGUUGAACCUUCAUAUGUUGACUCCCCAUUAUUCAAGAAUGAGGGUAUUGACUUCUUCUCCUCUAAGGUUACUUUAGGAGUUGAUGGUAUCAAGACCGUUCAUCCAUUAGGUGAAUUAUCCUCUCACGAAGAAGAAAUGGUCAAGACUGCCAAGGAAACUUUGAUUAAGAACAUCAAGAAGGGUGUUGACUUCGUUAAGCAAAACCCAUAG
Priceomyces carsonii is the source of this 999-nucleotide messenger RNA. It is a transcript of the gene MDH1-1, whose product is annotated as malate dehydrogenase. Gene Ontology annotation, cellular component: mitochondrion; cytoplasm. The transcript has a single exon. Lineage: Eukaryota; Fungi; Ascomycota; Pichiomycetes; Serinales; Debaryomycetaceae. Gene Ontology annotation, biological process: malate metabolic process; tricarboxylic acid cycle. Bases 1 to 999 code for a protein of 332 amino acids. The record is from RefSeq and is a predicted model, not a curated record. Gene Ontology annotation, molecular function: L-malate dehydrogenase (NAD+) activity.